CGCGGCGGGGCGGCCCGGCGGGCAGGGGGCGGGCGCGCCUGCGCACUGCCGCGCCUCGGCAGCGGGCUCGGCGGUGACCUCGAGCGGCGGCCGGGGAAGAUGGCGGCGGCGGCGGGGCUCUCCCUGAAGGUGCGGCAGCUCAGCACGUCGGCGGCGAGGCCGCUCUCCAAACUGGUCAAGCCCCCGAUCCAGGUGUACGGGCUGGAGGGGCGCUACGCCACCGCGCUGUACUCGGCCGCCAGCAAGCAGAAGAAGCUGGAGCAGGUGGAGAAGGAGCUGAGCCGAGUGUGGACCCUCUUGAAGGACCCCAAGCUAUCCAGUGUUGUUAUGAACCCUCACACCAAGAGCACAGUUAAACAAAAAGCUGUGAACGAUGCCAUAGCGAAAGAGAAGAUGUCCCCUAUUAUUGUCAACCUGAUGAAUUUGCUUGCUGAAAACGGUCGCUUGCGUUACACACCAGAGAUUGUUUCUGCGUUUGGAAAGAUCAUGAGCGCAUACCGUGGAGAAGUGCUGUGCACAGUCACCACUGCACAGCCCUUGGAUGACGCCAGCCUUACUGAGCUAAAAAGUGCUCUGAAUGGAUUCUUGGCUAAGGGCGAGGUCUUGAAGCUGGAAGCCAAGAUUGAUCCGUCGAUCCUUGGUGGCAUGAUUGUCAAUAUUGGGGAGAAGUACGUGGACAUGUCAACAAGGUCAAAGAUCCAGAAACUCACCAAAAUCAUGAAAGAGACUAUCUAGCAAGCUGUCUUAGUCACUCACAGUGAAACCUGUCAGAUGGAAACAAUAAAAUACUUCUUCUUGAA
Molecule: messenger RNA, 800 nt
Organism: Falco peregrinus (peregrine falcon)
Lineage: Eukaryota; Metazoa; Chordata; Aves; Falconiformes; Falconidae
Gene: ATP5PO
Product: ATP synthase peripheral stalk subunit OSCP
Exons: 7
Coding region: 100-735 (211 amino acids)
Biological process (GO): proton motive force-driven mitochondrial ATP synthesis
Cellular component (GO): membrane
Molecular function (GO): proton-transporting ATP synthase activity, rotational mechanism
Source: RefSeq, a predicted model, not a curated record